UAGAAUUUAAUUUUGUUUUAGGAAAAUCAUACGGAGUCGUAUAUAUGCAAUAAUAAUCUUUUCGCAGAGUGGUUGCAAAACAAAACCCUAAAAGGGUUCUGUGGAACAAUUCGCCGCCAGAAUGAUCUCUUUCUCCCUUCUAUAUCUCAAUCAAUCUUAAUAAUAACUUCAACCCUAUCUCACUCGUCUUCUGACUCUUUUUUCUGAAUACUCUCUUGAAAACCCCCAUUAGUCAUGGCACUGAUAAGCUACACAGAAACAAGCGAACUUUUAUGUUUCUGGGUUGUGUGAUCGCAGAUGGUUUGGAGUUCUCAAACUUUUAUUCAGCAUAAAUGAAUGAACUUUAUUUGAGUUUGUAAUAAAGAUUGGAUUUUUUCGAGGUCAAAGGUUUGAUUUUUUGAGCUCUUCCAUGUGGGUCUUAAUUAGCCCGGGAUUUGGACGGCAAGGUGGUUGGUUUUAAUCUCUGGGUUUGUAGGGUUUGUGGGUAUUGUAGCUUGUGAAUAUGUUAUCUGAAUUGGAUAGGAGGCCAAUGAACGGAACCAGCGAGAACAACUCCUUCGGCGAUGAUUUGGAGAAGGAGAUAGGACUGUUGCUUCGCGAACAGCGCCGGCAAGAAGCCGCCGACGAUCGGGAAAAUGAGCUCAGUCUGUAUAGAAGUGGUUCGGCCCCUCCAACAGUGGAGGGUUCACUGAGUGCAGUCGGCGGACUGUUUAAUCACGGCGGCGGUGCUUCUCGUAAUAACUCUACCCUUCAGGAAUUCGACUGGAAUAGAACUGGCAAUGGCUCCAUAUCGGACGAUGAACUUAGGUCUGAUCCUGCUUACUUGUCUUACUAUUACUCGAAUGUGAAUCUGAACCCUAGGUUGCCUCCUCCACUGUUAUCGAAGGAGGAUUGGCGGUUUACUCAAAGAUUACAAGGUGGGGGGUCCGCCAUUGGGGAUAGAAGGAAGGUUAACAAGAAUGAUGGGAGGUCACUCUUCUCAAUGCCCCCUGGAUUUAAUCCAAAGAAGGCAGAAACAGAGAAUGAUUCUGACAGUUUACAUGCUCCAGUUGAGUGGGGUGGUGAUGGUCUGAUUGGGUUGCCCGGAUUGGGACUGAUUGGUACUAAACAGAAGAGCAUUGCUGAGGUCGUUCAGGAUGAUUUGAGCUGUCCAGCACCUGGACACCAUGUGUUUGAUGAGGGUGGUGAUACAUUGGUUUCAGUUGAAACAGAACUUUCCAAUCUUCAUGGUGAUUAUUCAUCCUCCGACCCUUUAAGGUCUGCAACAAAUGGUCAGGUGGGGCCACCCACAUCUUAUUCAUAUGCUGCUGCUCUGGGGGUAUCAUUGUCAAGGAGCACCACUCCAGAUCCUCAACACAUUGCCAGAGCUCCUAAUCCUAGUGUUACUCCUAUUGGUGCUGGAAGGACCAUAGCAUCAGAAAAAAGAAAUACUAAUAGUCCAAACUCAUUUAAUCGCAUUUCCUCUAAUGGAAACGAACCUGCAGAUCUGGUUGCUCCUUUAUCUAAUUUGAAUCUCUCAAAUGGCGCUCCAAAUAAUGCGAAGAAACAUGCUUUUUUGAACAAAACUGAAACUGGGCAGUAUUUCGCCUCAUCCAAUUGCAACCAGCUUGGUUUACAGUAUGGUGAAACUGGUCCUAAUAGCACUAUAUUUUCUGGUGGUCCCUACCACAAAGGGUCUAUGAACUCUUCCUUCAAUGGGGAAGUUGACUUGCUUCCUCAAUACCCAAACCCAGAUAGCCCAAACUCGUCAUUUUCAAACUACAGAAUGAAUGGGCAUUCUUCCUCAAACCAACUACCCGGUCAACUUGGCAACUAUAAUCUUCCUCCUCUGUUUGAAAAUGCUGCUGCAUCUGCCAUGGCUGUUCCUUCUAUGGAUUCUAGAAUGUUCUCUGGGUCAAAUUUUAACUCUGCUUCUUUUGACCAGAACCAAAUGGAUCCAAUGUAUAUUCAGUACUUGUUACAGGUUGCAGCACUAAAUGAUCCUUCCAUUGAUAGGAACUAUAUGGGUAAUUCAUAUACGGAUUUGCUCCAGAAAGCUUAUGUUGGUAGUAUGUUAUCUCCUCAGAAAUCACAGUAUGGUGUUCCAAUGAGUGGCAAAACUGUUGGUUCCGGCCAUAGUAAUGGAUAUUAUGGAAAUCCUGGAUUUAGGGUUGGUUUAUCUUAUCCUGGAAGUUUGUUGAGUAGUCCUGUCAUCCCAAACUCUCCUGUGGGACCUGGUAGUCCUCUAAGGCAUGGAGAGUAUAAUAUGAGAGUUGGUGGGGGAAUGAGGAACUUCGGUCCAGGUGUGAUUGGACCUUGGAACCUGGAUAACUUGGAAGGCAGUUUUGCAUCUUCUCUUCUAGAAGAGUUCAAGAGCAAUAAAGCUAAAUGCUUUGAGCUAUCAGAGAUUGCAGGCCAUGUUGUUGAAUUCAGUGUGGAUCAGUAUGGGAGCCGAUUUAUUCAACAAAAGUUAGAGACUGCAACUAGCGAUGAGAUUAACAUGGUCUUUCAGGAAAUUAUUCCUCAAGCCCUUACACUGAUGACCGAUGUUUUUGGUAAUUAUGUAAUCCAGAAGUUUUUUGAACAUGGAAUGCCAUCUCAGAGAAGAGAACUAGCCAGCAAGCUCUUUGGGCGUGUGUUAACACUAAGCCUCCAAAUGUAUGGUUGCAGAGUGAUACAAAAGGUAAUAGAGGUGGUAGAUGUAGACCAGAAAAUAAAAAUGGUUGAAGAGAUAGAUGGACAUGUGAUGCGCUGUGUACGUGAUCAGAAUGGGAACCAUGUGAUCCAAAAGUGUAUUGAGUGUGUACCAGAGGAUCAUAUUCAGUUCAUAGUUACAACUUUUUUUGGUCAAGUUGUGACUCUUUCUACCCAUCCAUAUGGUUGUCGUGUGAUACAGAGAGUACUAGAACACUGUAAUGAUCCACAAACCCAAAGUAAGAUGAUGGAAGAAAUAUUAGGGUCGGUAAGCAUGCUAGCACAGGAUCAGUAUGGUAAUUAUGUUAUACAGCAUGUACUGGAGCAUGGGAAGCCACAUGAGAGGUCUGCAAUCAUACAGGAACUAGCUGGAAAGAUUGUGCAGAUGAGCCAGCAGAAGUUUGCCUCCAAUGUUGUUGAGAAAUGUUUGGCUUUUGGUGAUCCCAGUGAAAGACAGCUACUGGUGAAUGAGAUGCUUGGUACAACUGAUGAAAAUGAGCCUCUUCAGGCAAUGAUGAAGGAUCAGUUUGCAAAUUAUGUUGUACAAAAAGUGUUGGAAACCUGUAGUGAUCAGCAGCGAGAAUUGAUCCUUGCACGAAUAAAAGUUCACUUGAAUGCAUUGAAGAAAUACACAUAUGGAAAGCAUAUUGUUGCUCGUGUUGAGAAGCUUGUUGCUGCUGGUGAAAGGAGGAUUGCUGCUCAGACCUCACCAAGUCCAGCUUAGAUCUUUUUAGAGGAUGAACAUUGUACAGCUAACUGAGGCUAGUUUGAGCUCUACCCCUUUCGCUUUUAAUUUCUUGCCAUCUCUCUGGUGAUGCGCUUAAUAAGGUCCCGCCCUUGUGCUAGAAAAAGUGUAUAUUUUGUAGUUUUAAGGUUUAUAUACAUAGAGCGAACGAAGUAAAAAGGAAAGCAGCGCUUCAAUGCUUUUUUCAACGCAGCACUCACCGGUGAGUCGGGGGUUGCCGAGGAAGUUGAUUUUCUACAGGGUGUAAAAAAUAUCAUCAUAAAAGGGGUUGUUGAAGUAGCUUUAUGUAUCGACGUGACUGUACAAAAACGUUUCCUUUGCUGAGAGUUUUGUUGUUUUUAGGUGUGUGCUUUCAAGUUUCCAUGUACUGCUGCUGUAUUUAACAUUUUCUGGUAUGGCAAGUUUGCCUUCAAUCUAUUUUGCUGUAUUUCUUUCCUCAAUUUUUUUACUCCCAAUUCCCAAAGUAGAAUUUAAAUUUA
Molecule: messenger RNA, 3897 nt
Organism: Cuscuta epithymum
Lineage: Eukaryota; Viridiplantae; Streptophyta; Magnoliopsida; Solanales; Convolvulaceae
Source: the annotation of a GenBank genome assembly